AUGAAUAAUAAUUGCACUCAUGUGACUUUAUUAUUAGACUUGUCACCUUCCUUAGCCAAAUUUGAAAUGUUUACAUCAUUAGAUUUCAAAUAUGAAUUUCUUAUUGAAUCAUUAACAUCUCUCAUUAAGAUGCUUACUAAUUAAUUAUUGAGUAUAUUUAUAAUCAAAGAGGAAAGUGUUAUUACAUUUCUUAGAAAUCACCCUACAACUAAUUUACCACUUUUAAUUGAACUUAUAGCUGAAUAUAUUCGCAAUCAUUAUUCGAAUCAAAAUAUAUAUAUUAAGAAAACUAUACAAUAAGCUAUUGAUAUGACUAUAUCUUAAUUGAGAUCUUAUUAAUAACCAUAUAACAACAAAAAAUACAUAAUAUUUAGUGAUUUUACUAAUUUCAGUUAUGGAGGUUUCUUGGCCUUUGAUUUAUGGGAUACAUAAGGUUAUACAUUUUCAUUUAAUGGAGUUUUAAUAGGAUCAUAGAAAUUGAAUGGUUAUGAAUCAUUUAAAUUAGUUAUUGAUCCAUAAGUGAUUUCAGAUUAUAUGGAAAAUCUUAAUGGUGAAUUGUAUGAUAUCAAUUUAAGAAAUAAAAAUGGAAUUUUGAUUGAAAUAGAUUAGAUUGUAGUAUCAAUCAAUAAUAUUAAUAAAUAAGUGUAUAAUACAAGAUAAUAGGUAGGAGAAUAUAUUAAUAAAUAUCCAAAAGAGAUGUAUGAAAUGAGAAAGAAAGAAGGUUUCAAAGAAGAAAAUUAACAAACAUUAAGUAUUCGAGUCAAUGAUUAAAUGAGAUUAUUAUAUUAGAUUGGAGAAGAUAAUGUAAUUAUCUAUUUAGAAAGAAAUUAAUUAAUGGAUAGACCUUAGAGUCCUUAAAAGAAGUAAACAGAAUAGGAUAAUGAAAUAAAUAUAAAUUGUAAAAUGUUGUUUGAAAUGUAUAAAGAAAGAGAUUAAUUGUAAGAGAUUGUUUUGGAUAUGUAAUUAUAGAAGAUAUCAAUUGAGGAAGGAAUGGGUAUAUUGGUGAAGAAGAAAGCUUUUGAAAGUUAGAAAUUUAUAAAUAGAAAUUUUAAAUAAAUCUCAUUAGUUUAUUUAAUAAGACCUAUAGAUUUUAGGUAAUUUUAAGAGGAAGGUGAAGAAUUCAACAAAAAUUAAUUUUAUCAUUAUAUUCGUUAAAAAUUAUAAGAGGUUUCAACAAAGCAAUUAUAGAAUUGUUUAUUAUAUUAAUAAGGGUAAGAUUUUGUAAUGAUUAGAAUUCUUUGGCAUUCUCAUACUAUAAUUAGAUUAAUAUGUAUAUAUAAUGAUUCUAAAAUGCUUCCUAUCUUAUAAAAUAGGAUAAAGGAAGUUUUUAAAAGUAAUUAAAUUUUGAGAAAUUCUCUUAUAGAAUUUGAUCAUUCUUUAAAGAAUUUAUUAAUAAAGAGUGAAACUCAUUUUUUGAAAAAGAAUCCAGAUUUAUAUGUUUUAGAGAGAUGUUGGGAAUGGAAGAAAGAGUUAAUUUGGGAUUUAUAAUAGAUGUAUAGAAUAUUGACAAGUGUAAGAAUUAAAUCAAAUUAUUGGAGAGUACCAUCUUUAAAUGAUAGAACUAAUAAAUUUUUUGUUGCAUAAUUAGAAUUGGGAUAAAAGAUUGUAAUAGUUUAGAAUUUAAUAUUACAGGAAGAUAGAAUCAUAUGUAAUAUAUUUACAGAGAAUAUUAUAUCAGAAGAGAGAAAUGUAUUGAUAGAAUAUUUUGAUAAGAUAAAAGAAUUUGAAAAGUAAAUAGUUAUAACACUUCAUACUGCUCAUAGUAUGUAUAGAUAAUCAUUAAUAAAGAAAUAGAAUAGUUCUUAAGUAGACUUCUUUACAUUGUAAUUCAUAACAAGAUAAGGAAAGCUAUUUUAAACAAAAGAAUAAGUAAGUAAAUAAUUUAUUGAAUAUGCUUAAUCAUAAGCAACUUAUUAUCCAACUCCUACUAAUUAAUUAGAUUAUAAUUCUUUAUUUUAAAAAGGGUAUUUGUAUUAUGAAAUAAAAUAAAAAUAAAUUGAUGAAGAAUCUAAGAAUAGAUUGAAUAUAGGUUAUUUGUAAGUAUUACAAUAAAUAGCAAAUCAUAUAGUUUUAAAAUAAUAGAGUUAAAUAAAUUAAGAUUUAUUGUUUAUUGUAGUUGGUCCAUAAAGAUUGUUAAUGAUUGCAUUUACAUUAGAGAAUACAACAUUUUAUUUGAUUUCAUUAGAAUAAAUAGAGAGAAAUCAUACAUCUCAUCCAUUUUUGAAUGCUAAUUAAGAGAAAAAAGUAGAUGCUUUAAUUAAUUUUGUAUAAUAAGAGUAUAAUUCUGUAUUUGCAAAAGAGGUUCAUUAAUAAUUUAUGAAUAAUAUAUUUACAUCUUAAAUAUAAGAAGCAAUAGAAGGAUGUUAAAUAGAAAUACUUGAUGUUGAUUUGAAUUAAGCUUAAUAAGAUGUUAGAUUAUUAUUUGAUUAAUAAGCAAGAAAAAUGUAAAAGAAAUCAUCAAUAGCAGAAGAAACUCCAAGUCCAAAUAAAUAAUUUAGAAGAUAAAAUUAUUAAUAAAGAUUAAAUGAUAUUAAAUAAUCAUUUGUAUAGAAAUAAUGUUAAAAAUGGGAUGAGAGAUUAUAAAAAUUAAUGAAUGAUCAUAAAAUUAGUAUGAAAUAAAUAGAAGAUUCUUAGUAAUGGUAUUUUUAUGAUAAUAAAUAAGAGAAAAAUGAAAAUAUUUUAUUUUUAAGUGUUAAAUUUAGGGAUGGAGAAGCAGAAUAUUAAAGUAUAUAACAAUUAAUUGAAAAUUUUAGAUUAAAAUAAAAAAGAUUAAAAUUAACAAUUUCUUAUCUUAUUUAUUAUUAUGAUAAAAGAAGUUUAAUUAAGAUAUUGAAUGAAGGUUUAGAUUUCCUUUAAGUUAGUUCUACUGAUGAAUUAACAUCAAUAAAAAGAAAGAUUUAAAGAUGGUCUGAUCCUUUUAGAAAAUAUAAUAAUGAAUUUAUGAAGAAAUUUUAAUUAGAAAUAUAAAGAUUAUUACCUAUGAAUGAAGAUAAUAUAAAAUUAAUAUAUAUAAUGAUUGAAGGAAUGGAUAAUAAAUUUGUAGAAUAUAAAUAAUCAGAUAAAAAAUUUGAUAAACAUUUUGCAUCAUAAUUUUCUGAAGAAAUUAAAAAUACUUCAGAAUUAAAUUAAUUAUUGAAAUAUAUAAAUUUAUCAGAUGAAUAUUAUGUAUUUAUAUUAACAACAGAAAAUUGUAAUAUGCCUUAAUUUGAAGAAUUUGAAUUAGAAAAAGAAUUUUUAGCAGAUGAAUAAUAAGUGAUUCCAUUCUGGUUUAUAAUUAGAGUUUAAGAAUAACAAUUUUCUAUUGUAUGGUAUUCUGAAUAUUAAUUUGAAUCUUUAAAGAAAACAGCAGAAGAAUUAAGAGAAUUAAUAUUAGAAACUAUUGAAAGAACAUUAUUAUAUUUAAUUAUAAGAAAAGCAACUGAAUCUACAAAUAAAGUUAAAUUAAUAUUAAGUCCUUAUUUUGAAAUAGAUGAAGAAACUCCAGCCUUAGAAUAAAUUAAAUAAAGUCAAAAUCCAAUACCUCCUCCUACUUAAUAGAAAAAUGUACAUACUAGAAAUAUGUGGAAAACUAAAACUAUAGUUGAAACUAAAGUACAAGAAAGUAAAGAGUAUAAAAUACCAUUUGUUGGUUGGAAAGUGUUUCAUCCUUAUCAACCUAAAAAACCAUUCAUUUAAUAUUUAAUCAAUAAUACUAUUUUAAUGAAUCAUUAAAUAGAUUCUAAUUAAUAUUAUGGAUAAUUAGAUAAAUAAUAUUAUUUAUUCAGUUUUUAGAAUGUAAAAAAUAUAAGUAAUUAUGCUGAAAGAUAUCCUGAAUUAUGUUCUGAUAUUAUACCUGGUUAAUUAUCAAUAAUAAUGAAUGUUUAUUCUACUAAUAAAAAUCAAAAGAAGAUUAUUUAAGAUAUUGAUUAUUAUUAUGAACAUAUCAAAAGAAAUAUGGAUGAAGAUACUAUUAAUGCAUUAUCUUAAGGUGUUAUUAGAAAUCCUAGAUUGAAAGAAUAAGAAUUCUAUUUAAUUUAAAAAGGUGAACAUAAUCAUAUAGAGAUUUUAUUAAAUAAUAAUAUUAAAGAUAUGUUAGCAUUUUCUACAUUUAUGAGACAUAAUUUAGAGAAAACUUUUUGUAAAUAUGAAGUUCAAUAAUAGGAAAAGGUUAAAUUUGAUGCACAAAGAGAUGAUUUAAGAUAUAUUGUUGAUCAACAUGAAAAUUCUUUCAUUUUCUCUAAAUAUAAAGUAGUCUAUUCUCCUAAUGUAAAUAUGUCUAAUUUUUUUGGUUAAGGAUUGUGUUUAUUAAAUUUUUUAUAUUAAGUUGAUGGUGAAAUUAUAACUUCCUACUAAUUUCCAAAAUAACCUAAAUGUAUUCAAUAAGAAGAUUUAUUAUAUAUUCCUGCUUCAUUACCUCCUCUUCAAUUUUAUUAAGGACCUAGAACUUCCAGAAGUGAAGUUUGUUAUGAUAUUAGUAAAAAUUAUCAUGAGAAAUUCUUGAUAAUUGAUGUAAUUUCAAGGGGAUAAUUAGAAUGGAAUGCUUUUAAAGAAUAUUUUGCAGCAUUAGUUAGAUAGGUAGAAUUGGAAUAUUAAAUUGAGAUAAUAUAAUUAAGAGGAAAAAGUAAAGAUUAACUUUAAGAAAUAUAAUAAACAUUUAAAUAAUUGAAACAUUAUAGUUUUAAAAUGCAUCAUUUUGUAUAUCCAUUAUAUUAUGAUGAAAUUUUAUGGAAUAAUGUAAUGGGUUAAUUAAAAAAUAAGAUAAUAGUAGAAUUUGAUAAGAAAGGAAUAAAUCCAUAACUCUCUUAAUAAUUUGAAUAGCAAUUUUCAAUUUAACCUAGUGUUUAAUUAGAUCAUAGUUCUAUGGUUUAUAUUAUUAAUGAUGGUUAAGAUUAUGAAUAAGCUAUUUUAUUAGAUGGUGUUAAACAUUUUGCUUCACAAAAAUAAAAGAAAAAUGAUCCUAUUGAUUUAUAUCAUAGAAGUUUAUUAGUUUAUGUACAUUUAUCAAAUCAAACUUUAGAAGUGUUUUUAUACAAUUUAAAUUGUGAUAUAGCUGCUAAUUUAAAUCAUUAAUUUGGAAUAUUAUCAAGAUGGUCAAUAAUAAGAAAUUUAGUAGCUUAAAAGAUAAAAAAUGAUUUAUGUGGUUGUUAUAAUGUUAGAUUAUCACCACUUUAUGAAGAAAUAUUUAUGACUAAACAUAAUAUAUAUGAACAUUCAAUUGUUAAUGAUUUACUUAGAUUAAGAAGUUAAGAUUAAGCAAAUAAAAAAGUUAAGAAAGAAGAUUAACCUGAUUAAUUUUCUACAGUUUCUAAAGCAAUUGAAACUAUUAUUAUGUAGGAAUUCCCACCUUAAGAUAUUUAAUUAUUUGAUUUUGUAAAACAUUUAGAGAAAUUCUUUAAAUUAAAUUUCAGUGUUGUUAAACCUAAGAAAUUAAAUAUUGAUUAAAAUUAAUAAGGUGAUUUUUUAUAAAGGGAAGGUAAAGCAUUUUUAGAAUUAAUAAAGGAUUUUUAUAAAAAUUAUAUAUAAACAUAAUUGAUUAAAUAUGUUAAAAAGAUGAAAGUAUCAGGAGAUGUAUAAAUUGCAUAAUCUAAACCAAUUUUAGAAAAGAUAUUAAAUUAAAGUAAGAGUCGUUUAUAAUCAAAUCCAUUAUAUAUAUUUAGAAUGAAGGAGAAAUCAGAAUUGAAAGGAAGUUUAGAUUUAGAGAAAGAAUAUUUAUAUUUAAUUAAUUAAGGUUAUAAGAAAGUAUUGAAAUAAUCAAAUUAUGAAAUAAUUUUAGGAGAUGAUAUUAAAAUGGAUGAUAUGGAUGAUUAAAUUAUAGAUGAUGAAUUAAAAAAGAAUAAUUAAUUAUUAAAUGAAGAAGAUGCAAAGAGUCUUAUGUCUUAAGUUGAUUUACAUUUAUAUUAUAAUGAAAAUAUGUUAAAACAUAUGAAUUUUAAUGUUUAAAGUUCAGAUUUUAUUAGAAGAGUAAAUUAUUUAAGAAAGAAAGAUAAUCCAUCAAUAAUAAAGAUGGUUGCUCUAUUAUCAUUUAAAUUUCCAUUUAUAUUUGAAAAGACAUAUUGUUUACCUGGAGAAGAAUUACCAUAAGAAGAAAAGGGUACAGAGAAUUUUACAUGUUAGAAAUUAGAAAAGUUUCAUUCAGAAUUAAUAGAAUAAGAAUGGAAGAAGAAUGAAUUAUAGAUAGAUUUAUAUAUGCUUAUAAAUGGAUAUUCAAAGAUAUAUUAGAAAUUUAAUCAUUAAUAUCCAAAGAUAGAUAGAUUUUUAUAUAGAAUAUCAGUUGGUUUUGUAUUGGAUUGGAUUAAGAUAGAUGGAUUUAUUAAAUUUAUAUUAUCAAAUAGUAGAAUAUAUUAUUUGAAUAAAUUACAUGGAUUUUAUGUUUAUGAUAAUUAACAUAUAAUAUAGAAAUCAGAAUAACUUUAAGUUUCUCUAUAUUUAAAUUUAUUAGGAUCUAAUGAAUUACUUGAUUAUACAAAUAUUAUUGAAUUAGAAUUGGAUGAAUAAUAAUAAGGAUCAAAAUAAUUAUCUUUGGUUGCUAAUCUAUUAAUUAAUAGUCCAAAUAUUUAAUAAUUCUUAUAAACAUUUGAAGGGAGUCUUUUGGAAACUUUGAAAAGAGCACAUAAAAAUUUUAUGGCAUAUGAAUGGUGGAAUAAAAUCAAAAUUAAUAAUUAAUUAAGUGCUUAAGAUUUAGCAUUUUUGAUUCCAUAUUGUUAAUAAAUUUAAACUAAAGUAUUUUUUUUAUUAUUAAAUCAAAAUAGAAAUUAGCUAAAGAAAUAAGAUUUGAAUAAUUAGAUAAUUCAUAUAAAUUGAAACGUCUACCUGUAGAAUAAUUAUUACUUAAGUUACCUCAAAUUUGUUAUGUAGUUGACAAUUAGAAAUCUAUUCUAAUAGUUAAUAAUACUUAAGAUGUUCUUUAUUUAAUUGAUUUGAUUAAUGGAAUGAUUGAUAAUAUUAGAAUCCUGUAUUUGAUGAUGGACAAUCCACAUUAUGACCAAGAGAAAAUGAUCAAACCACAUUAUGAUUGGUGUACUUAGCUAAUAAAGUAAUGUAUGGAUGAAAUGAUUUGA
Messenger RNA from Paramecium pentaurelia, 7037 nucleotides. Lineage: Eukaryota; Ciliophora; Oligohymenophorea; Peniculida; Parameciidae. The record is from the annotation of a GenBank genome assembly.